AGGCCAGAGAGAAAACAGCAUCGGCCGGCAAAGGGGCAUGCCGGUGAAGACGAGAAAAUGAGUAAGCCCGUCUUUGUCGGGUUCGACGGGGAGGAUGAGACGGCCCAGUUUGAUGGCGAAACCCACUCACCGGGUACAGGAGUCAAACCGGAGUUGGAUCCGCAACAAUUUAUGGCAUGCCGACUCGCUUACCCAUGAUUCUUGUAUAAGAAUCGGAUGAUCUAGCUAUCUUCCCAACCUACCCAGUACUACGCGCUUCAUAGACCAGAUGAUUAGAACAUUUUAAGAUCUUGGAUUUUACACGAGAAACGUUUCGUCCUCUAAACAGAGGGCGGCAGAGGUGGCACGAACAGCGGCGGGAGACUGGUGGCUCGAUGCGGUUAUACUCGGUCGACUCGCGCGCUUGGCAGAGCGUUACUCGACGAUGCGAACGAUACACUCGCCUUUCACGGCCUGGCGAGGCUAUCUGCAUUUGCAGAAAGCAAAGUAUUGAAAUGUGCUAUGCAGUAAGGAUAGAAAUUCCGAAAAGGGUGUGAAGGACGAAAAAUAUUUUCUUACAGCCAAACCAAGUAGCUAGAUAAAUAUUUCGUCGUAUUGGGUACUAGCAUCAUAGUAACAGAGUUCAUGAAAAUUUAUAAUGUUUACGUGUUGUCUUCUUUGAUCCCUUUAUUUCAGGAGAAAGAUCGAUCGCGAGCGCUUCUUUCGGGUACUGAUGCGGUCGUGGAGGUAUCGAAUGCUGGUUAGGAAUCCCAAGAUCACUCACAUGGUCCGAGCCUCCCUCGUACUGCGGCGUCUCAUCCGCAGCCGGCUGCGCAUGGCGUGGGAACCGGUACGAACAUUCCAUAGUGAUACUUGGCAAAAUUUUAUGUUCGUCGAUCUUUUUUGUUUUGUCAGGAUGAUCAUCAUCGACGUCAUUAUGGGGGUAUAUAAUGAUCUUGAUAUGAGAGAAUUACGUUGGUACAACGUUUCCCAGCACAAGCGACUUUUCUGAUGCAUCCUUGAUUAUCCAAUGAUCACAGCUGUCAAGACCGGUGUUAGUUGGACGGGUUACGCGGCGGUCAGCAGCCAUGGCGAAAUUGCUCCACGGUGCUAUGAAGCGGCAUCUCUCGAUGACGUUGUAUCGCGGCAGGUUGCAGGGAGUGGUUUUUAAGGCGUGGCGCAAUGCACCGAAAGAUUCUCUGGGGAGGCCGAGAACUUCCAUAAAAAAGCGGGCAUCGGAGACAAUUGGAGGCUCGGUGUCGUCCAGAAACAUACCAAAAGUAAUACAACUCUUCUAGAUUUCUUUUCUAGGAAAUUGAAAUUGGAUUCUUCUCGUCAUGAUUCAGUGAGACAAUACUGAUCUCCCAUUAGUGGGCGAGUAUGAAAAAAUAUUUAUUAGUUGUAGUAGUUUUUGGUAUUUGCUAUUGUUUGUAUUAUCAGGUGGGGCACACAGAGACGGAGACGGAAAAAAUGUUGCAAUCGCGACCAUUUAUUCUGUUGACUAAGCAGCGCGCGUGGGCAAGGUGGCAGCGCGGCGUACGGUGGCAUAUGUCCGCAGCCGAGUGGCAGGUGUAUCAAACAGAGAAGUAUUACCACGGCGAGAGUGCCAUCUUACCCCCGGCACAACGUGCAAUACUUAAUAGGGAGGUGCAGCCUGCAAAAGCGGACUCAGCACGAUCAAGACGGGGCGAUACAGCGCGGUCAAGUCCUGCAAAAUUACGGGGCGAAGGCACCGAUCCAACCGUCACCCUGGGAGAUUACUGUACGGAACGAAGAAAGACUUGUUUGCAAAACUGUAAAAAUCUUGAAUGAUAGAGUAGUGUUAGGUGCUCUUGUUCAACAGGGGUGCAACUCUCAGAAAAAGGACGUUCUGCACCAGAAGUUUUUUUCUUAUCUACUGCUUUUCUAGAUUUUACAAACUGCUCAUGAUCGCCUCCUUUUCGAUCACAGAUGAUAGGGUGCUUCAAGACGACUGGGUUCCUUUUCCUGGUCUCGACGAGCCAGACGAAGCGGUCCCGGAUGCAAAGAGCGGCACGACUCGAGAACAGCGGCCACCAGGGUCGCGAUUACCACUGAAACACAAAGCACAAUUCUCGACGCAGUUGUGGAGCAUUGCGCACAAGGUAGAAUCCGCCAAUAAUGCACUUUAUGUUGCCGUGGUCGUUUUGUCCUGGGAUCUAUAUCUACCUCUAGAUUUCGUGAAACGGAAAUUAUCGUUCCUUCACACAUGGCUGCUCGUUGCGCGCUUUAGUAACACUUUACAAUCGAUCUCACCACCCGGAUUUCCACUGUCAUUAGACUUCGUUGUUACUCACUUCAUCAUCUCACAAAUCAUCAGAUUGGCAGUACUGCUUUGUUGUCGCACGACGAACGUGCUGACCGAUGGCUUGACGCAGGUGGGGACUUUGAGGUUGAUAGCGGGCACGAGGGCAAAGGAGGUUUCGAGAUAGCAGCAAAGCGGCCCUAUAGUCCGCGCACGCUAGUGAUCAUGCGGAACGUUGAGCGACUGCGCAAGAUCGAUGCUCCAGGAGACGAACCCGACUUGCAGGUUAAGGCUCGAAGGCUCGUGAUAUCAAAUGGUUAUAUCUCUAUUCAAAAAAGAAAUGUUACAUCUGUUGGAAUAGAUCUUCGGGCAAAAAAAUUUGAUACGUGCGGAUGGAGUUUUUCUCGCGUUGAUUUUUACAGCAUGUUGUAUGAGAAAAGUAAGCGCUAAGAAAGGCCGCAUAAGCAUGCGCGAUGCCCUGCUCGAGCCAGCUCCAGAGGAGGAAGUAGACGAGGUGGAGAGGAGUCGAUCCCCAGUAGGAAAAGAGCCCAGUGCUGACGAGGAAGAGGCAGCUGCUGUAGAGUCCGAAAAUCGCUCAUCGACUGCACUGCAAGUUCCGGACGUCCCUUUCUUCAGACCGUCAGCGAGGGUCAACGACGAGGGACAAGCUAAAAAGGGAGUAGCCGACGCGUCAGCAUACAAGCGGUUGAAACGAACGGUGCUGCAGCAAGGCGGUCCUGAACCUGUAAAAGGUGUCGCUUUGCGAAGUCGCAUAGGUAUGCGAAAGUCAGGAGCCUCGUGAAAACAAAAAAUGUGCUCGCUUUCGUGAUAACCAUAACGCGUUUCGACAGACAUUAUUCAAAUUUACCAAUGAAACCUUUUCUACUACAUCAUAGCUAAUAUAUUCUGUUCUAUAUUGACUGCAGCAGCCUUGAAGGGUCCGUCAUUUCUUGAGAAUAUAGUAAGAUAGCGAGCUUGACUUUCUUGCGUCACCGCCAAAGAAAUGGUAGUAUUAUCAUAUUUCUUUUAACAAGAACUCUGCUCUUCGAGUCAAACAUUUCCAGUAACAACAAGAUCGAAAAAGACGUCCAGCUUUUUCGCGUGUCCAAUUCCAAACGUUUGCUUCAAGAAAUUAAAUUUGUUACCGCCGGUUUUUGUGUGAACAGGAACCACACUCCGGGCUGGAUAGAGUCUUGCACAGACGCUAAUGUAACACAACUGUCUAGUUUAUCUUCUCACAAAUGUACGUAUCGGUAACUAGCGCUUUGCUAGCGGCUGUAGAUUAGUGGUACCAAAGAAAAACGAAUGUCGAAACGCAGGUAGCCUUGCAAAAAGAACGUCAGCUGCCGAUGGUGCUUUCCCCCAAUUUUUCGCACUCCACUCGCGCCUGCUCAUCCACACCCUCAAGUAGCUGAGGUCUUUCCCUCCCCGUUCUUCAACUAUUUUACAGUAUUGAACUGCUGAACUUGACAAAAUAGAAUAUGACAUGUCACUGCCUGGCCCCAGCUUGUGCGACAGUAUCCUUGUUAUGAAAUGAAGAACUCACCCAGAAGAAUGAUUCACCUGGAAGAUCACAAU
This is a messenger RNA of Amoebophrya sp. A25, 3820 nucleotides long. Lineage: Eukaryota; Dinophyceae; Syndiniales; Amoebophryaceae. The record is from the annotation of a GenBank genome assembly.